AUGUCGAUCCUCUUUUGCAUUGUCUCAAUGCUCGGCAUGAUGGCCUGCCAGUGUACAGGUCAUCAACUUCGCCACCAAUCACGGGGAUUAUCCCGGGGCUACGAUUCUAGACUAUUGCUACCAACCACUAAAAAUCAUGCAAAUCAUGAGCCUUCUUGCACUAUUCCACGCCGAGAGUUUUCUUCACUGCUGGUUGGAGCAGCCGCAUUGUCCACAUCAAACGCUAUCUUGGGGACUUUGCCAGCUCAAGCAGCAACUGGAAACCUUGCCUCCAAACUUUCCCAACGAGACCCCGCCGCCCUGGCCAACUCCAUUUUCAAUAUCCCACCACAAACUCAAGUGUACCCUGACUUUAUGCACGGAACCUGGAAGAUCAAGUGCAAUUACGCUGGUUUUUUGUUUCCUUCCAAAAAGAUAUCUCGCGAAAAGCUAAUCAGCAAUGCCCAGAUACCUGGUUUUCAAAAGUGUUCAAUAGUUGCUCUUUCCGACAUUGGAAAAGAUUCCUUUGACUAUACCCUGUCCAUUGAUCCAACAUCUGGAUUGGAAGAUCGGAUUCAAACUCUAACGACUCAGGUCAAUAGCAACUUGGGCUACGAUGCCGUGGCGGCGGUCAAAUACAAUGCCAAAUCCAAUCCAAACCGAAUAUCCAUUGACUUUGACGAGUAUCGCACCAUCAACGCGGAACGUGUGGAACUCUUUGCCAAUGGACGGGAAUCCGAAUGGAUCCCAGAGACGAAAACUUUUGUGUGUAGCGAGUAUCUCCGGCAGGUGACCUUUGGGACUGGAUCGAGUGUGGGUAUCCCACGACAAGUUGCCACCAAUUAUGCACAUUUCUGGACCUGGAAGCAAGACAGUGAAGACCCAAAUGUUAUCUCUGGCAAUUUGCUGACGGCUGCUUACUUGGAUCCUCAAGACAGCAUGUUCUUUGACGAGCCUUCAAAGCCCGUUGCUGUUUAUAGUCACGUGUUAAAGGGAGUAAAGGCAUAG
This is a messenger RNA of Cylindrotheca closterium, 987 nucleotides long. The record is from the annotation of a GenBank genome assembly. NCBI's taxonomy places the organism in Eukaryota, Bacillariophyta, Bacillariophyceae, Bacillariales, Bacillariaceae.